Molecule: messenger RNA, 1629 nt
Organism: Microdochium trichocladiopsis
Lineage: Eukaryota; Fungi; Ascomycota; Sordariomycetes; Xylariales; Microdochiaceae
Product: glutamate 5-kinase
Exons: 5
Coding region: 151-1530 (459 amino acids)
Cellular component (GO): cytosol; cytoplasm
Molecular function (GO): RNA binding; glutamate 5-kinase activity; ATP binding
Source: RefSeq, a predicted model, not a curated record
CUGCACCACGGUAUGACACCGCAUACAAGGGCGUGCUUGUACUCGGCAGGGCGAGCCGGCACUUGAAUUCACGCCUUGGAGUCUCGCGUUGUCGCUGCGGAGGAAGUGUUCGAAUAUUGUCCACUUCGUACAUAACAGGUCUCUGCCGUUAUGGCUUCACACAUGAAAGCCCCAAAGCCAUUGACGGUUGUAAUCAAACUGGGCACGAGCUCAAUUGUAGACGAGAAGACACAUGAACCUCUACUUCCCAUCCUCAGUCUGAUCGUAGAUACCGCCGUCAAGCUCCGUAAAGAUGGACACAGGGUAGUCAUUGUCUCUUCUGGCGCCAUCGGCGUCGGUCUUCGCCGUAUGGACGUUCAGAGGCGGCCGAAACACCUCUCAAAACUCCAGGCCCUGGCCGCCAUUGGGCAAUGUCGGCUCAUAAGUCUGUGGGAUAGCCUUUUCGGCCACAUGAGACAACCAGUAUCCCAGAUCCUGCUGACGCGAAGCGACAUCGCUGAUCGGACGAGGUACCUCAAUGCCCAGAGCACAAUGAACGAACUGCUCGACAUGGGCGUCAUCCCCAUCGUCAACGAGAACGACACACUGGCUGUGGCCGAGAUCAAGUUUGGCGACAACGACACGCUAUCUGCCAUCACGGCGGCCAUGGUCCAUGCCGACUUCCUGUUUCUGAUGACCGAUGUCGACUGCCUGUACGACAAGAACCCUCGGGCGUACCCGGAUGCCCAACCAAUAGAAGUGGUUGAGGACAUAGGGUCCAUACAAGCUGAUGUAUCGAGUGCUGGGUCGUCACUCGGCACCGGCGGCAUGGGAACCAAGAUCAUCGCUGCUAGGCUCGCGACUUCAGCUGGCGUGACAACCGUCAUCACGAAAUCCUCGCUCCCCGGGAACAUCGUCAAGAUCGUGCGAUACGUGCAAGCGCAGAAGCCGUCCAGCACACCACCACAGGAACCUGUCGAGGGGGACGCCGCAGACGACCUGCUGUCACGAUCGACUGCAUCCCUCGCCAUUGAUUCUCUUGAGAAGCCGCCACUACAUACCAGAUUCACACCCCUCGAGCACCCCCUGCGAGAUAGAUACAUCUGGAUCCUGCAUGGCCUCGCGCCGCACGGCACAAUAUAUAUCGAUGCCGGCGCGCAUAGAGCAUUGUCGGAAAAGGCCGGCCUCCUUCCCGUCGGUGUUGUGGACGUCGAAGGCCCUUUCGGUCAGCAGGAAGCCGUGAGACUGGUCGUCGUUGAGCGGAGGGCCGCGCCAGGACCGGACGGUAGGUUGUGGGAGGGUCAGCCAGUCGAAGUCGGGCGGGCGGUGGUGAAUUAUGCGGCCCCCGAGGUUCUCCGGGUCAAGGGCAAACGGAGUCGAGAGAUCAAGUCGCUGCUCGGCUACGCGGACAGCGAGUACAUUGCCGACAGGGACAAUGUGAGCUUGAUGCGGCGAGAGAGCAGGCCCGUUUCUCCAGCACCACUAGAGGCUGUCGUUGCGGAAGUUGCUGUGGGAGGUGUGGCUGCAUACGAGAACGGUCCGAUUUUAUAGAGAAACGUCCGGAUGUGAAGGAGAGGAUUCAUAAGUCGAACAUAGACAAAUCAUACUGAGGGUCAAGGACGCUCAAACUCUUGGCUUGCGAUUAACCAA